Peronospora belbahrii is the source of this 525-nucleotide messenger RNA. NCBI's taxonomy places the organism in Eukaryota, Oomycota, Peronosporomycetes, Peronosporales, Peronosporaceae. The record is from the annotation of a GenBank genome assembly.
AUGGAUGACUGCGCCGACUUGGCGAAGCUGUUGCUUCUUUACGAGAACCCAAACACCAAUCGCGAGAAGGGUUUAGCGUUUGAAGAGCAAGUUGUGACACUCAUGCAGUCGUUCAACUGCGAGCUGCAGGCGACGCAGCAGUCACGAGAUGGUGGCAUUGACCACCAGGGGUCAUGGACAUUGCCAGAUUUGGAAGUAGACGUGGUGACACAAUGCAAAAAUGAGAGCAAACUAGUGAGCGUUCAAUACGUGCGGGAGUUCUACGGCGUGCUAGGCUUCUUUCCAUCGACUACUGUGGGGCUUUUUGCCUCGGCAUCAGGCUAUAGCCUUUAUGCGCAGCGGUUUUUCCUCCGGACGACACACCCGGCAAUUCUGUGCACCGUGGACAUCAGCUCGGGUCGUCUCGCGUCCUUCUUGCUCAAUGGCUCUGCCCAAACGCUGCUGCCGAAGCUCUCGGUAGGCUCCUUGUUUGUGAAGCAGGAGCAUGCUCUUGUACUCAUCUACGGUGACAAAAUCCUUGGCUAA